Caenorhabditis briggsae is the source of this 2472-nucleotide messenger RNA. Gene Ontology annotation, cellular component: membrane. Gene Ontology annotation, molecular function: ligand-gated sodium channel activity. Gene Ontology annotation, biological process: sodium ion transmembrane transport. The record is from RefSeq and is a predicted model, not a curated record. Lineage: Eukaryota; Metazoa; Nematoda; Chromadorea; Rhabditida; Rhabditidae.
AUGCCCCGAAAACGAAGGUCUGAAGACGUUGACGCUAUGGUUACUGCCACAUCUCCAAUAAAGAUUAAGGUGGAACAGUUUAUUGAGGAGACAGCAAGUAUGGAUGUAUAUAUUCCAGCACUUGAUCGUUUUGCUGAAGACACUUCAAUGUUAGGUUUCAGAUAUCUGCAUACAAGAUACAAAACGUGGUUUCGAGUUCUUUGGGGAUUUGUUGUCGUUUUUUUCAUUGGAUUGACAUUUUAUCAAGUUUUCGAACGGGUCAACUAUUACUUUAUCAAGAAUCCAUUAACGACGAGAAGAAGUUAUGAGACACUUUCAAACAUGUAUUUUCCAACAAUUGGAGUUUGUAAUAAGAUGCAGUUGAAAGCUUCUUCUGUUGCUUCGAAGAAUCCAGAUCUACUGCGGGGAAUGUGCAGUGUUCUAGAUGAAACGACUUCGAAUUCAACCCGAUUUGAUGAACUGGACAAGUUUGAUGAUGUGGAUAUUCUGGAUCUGUAUCGAAAUUCUAUUCAGUCGGUGGACGAUUUAUUUGUUAGCUGCGAGUUUGGAAAGAGUGGUUCCUGCCAAGAUGAGAUUCGUCCGAUGUACACUCCGUAUGGUUUAUGCUACUCUGUUUCCCCGAAUAAAACCAUUCUAAGACCUGGACCUGAAACUACACUGUCUUUGGUUCUAAAUCUUGAAGUACACGAAAUCAUACCUGGAACUGUUGUUGAACCAGGUGUCGUCCUUUCGAUUUAUGACGGAGCCAGUUCUCUUUCUCAUUAUUCUGAAGGAAUACAUCUGGAAGCAGGAAAAGUGGUUACUAUUCCAGUGAACGAAGUUCGAAAACUCCGUCUACAUGAAAGUAGUUGCGGAUCUACAAAAAUGGAAUCUUUCUCUGAAAAAGAGUAUUCAAAAGCAGCAUGUGAAUGGUCCGUUAGUGUAAAACAAAUUGAAAAAGAAUGUGGAUGUAUCCCGAUUCGAAAUCCAAUUUAUCGAGGAGUUUUUGACAAUAAAAAUGACCAAGUCGACAACUCCACCGAGGUUCCAAAAAAGAAAUACAAAAAAUGGAAAAAGAGGAAAAUUCCGAGAUGCACUUUGAGACAGGAAAUUGAAUGUGUUCAAGAAAAAUUGAACAUUCGUCCUCAUAUUGAUGACACCACAUGUCCGGAUGACUGUGAAGAUAUAUCGUUUUCGUCAAUUGUGUUUGGAGGAAAGUUGAGUGCUUCGGAGAUUGUUUCAAUGCUUCCAAGUGACUGGGAAGAUACAAAAGAAAAACGUCUAACUGCUUACCAGAAAGCAUUAGAAGUUAUUCCGAACAGAAUGAUUCCAGUUGUGCGGAACGUUCAACAACUCGCUGAUGAGUUACAAUUGUUUGUCAAAGAAGCCUCGGAAAUAUUCGGAGUUUCGGACAAGUUCAACGAUGUGAAAUGUCUUUCUAUAGAUGGUCGAAGUUACGAAAGUUUCAUCAAUCAAUUCUACUCAUAUGAGCCCACUUGGGAGAGAAUCACUACGUUGGUAUUUAUUAGUUACCUGAAAGUUUUGUAUUUCAGAUAUCUUCAACAUUCACUCGCUAGGGAACUCAAUAGUACUGCUCUAUGCCUUGGAUUAGCUCUGAAUGAUAAAGGAGAGAUUGAUGAUACAGUUACACCAGUAGUCAAUAUGACUCUGGCUUCCAUUGCUCUUCUUCAACUAGGACAAAUUGAACAUUCUCUUGGAAGGGUAAACUUCAAUUACGGAUUGACCAUGAUGCAUGAAACGACAAGAAGAGUUGUGCUGGAACUAGGUUUUUGUUUUUUUUAUUAUAGAAAAAUGCAUAUUAUAGCUCAUCCACUGAUAACGGAAGUGAGAGAUUGUGUGACGAAAAUGUACGAUAACUUAGAAAGAGUGGAGGAAAUUGCUGAUGACUGUAGAAUGAUUUUCAAAAGUCACUACCAGCCAUUACUCGAAGCAUCGAAUGUGCACACGAAAACCAAUCCUUCAUCAGAUUCUUUCAAAACUUAUACGGAAUACGUUAAGAAAGUAUUGAGUAAACUUCAAGUGAUGAAGACAAGAGUCAGAAUGAAUGAUUGGAAAGAUUUCAAUAUUGACUUGAAAGAAUUCGAGUCAUUGUACCGAGAAAUUGCGAAGGAUCAUGUGGAAAUUGAAGAAAUGCUGAAAUUAAGAAAAACAAUGGUAACUGAUAUCCCAAAACUGGCUAGUGAACUAUCUGAAACAUUCAUGGCAGUGACUGAGAGUAGAAGGAAAUUUGCAGUCUUAACUGGAAUUUCAGCAGAUGAAAGUUUCAGUGAAAAGUUCUCAAAUUUCUCAAAGUGUUUGGAAGAGCUGAGCACAAAAGCUCCAAUUUUGAAAGUGAGAUUCCUAGUAAAAAACAAUUUUGAUGUUCGUUCUCUUAUUCAGAAAAGUCGAUUCAUCAGAGGAGAAUGGCUUUCGAGGCUACGAAACCAAGUCCUGAUGGCUCAAUCUUAUUCACCAACCCAUCAAUAUGAUGUG